CCACAGGUGAUCACUAUGCUGACUGGCUUCAUAGAUAGAUUUCUGUGUUGUUUAUCGGGGAAAUCUGCAAACAUCGUGGUCCCUUUUACAACAUCUAAGCCUGCAGACCAUUUCGAGUUUGUGGAAGUAAAGCCUGGCAGAGUGAUGCGUAUUUGUCAUAUUAUCCCUCAGAGAGCUGUGAUUGAGGAACCAGACACAGGGGACGUGGGUACUGUGAGCUGUAAGAGGAAAAUCACUAUGUAUCACAGCGGACAGUUAUUCAUUGAGAACAUGAGUGAAGCAACUCACCCAGAACUGGUGCACUGCCAAAAUGGAAAGAGUGUUGUAGAGGUGGAUAUUCUGGAGAAUAACAACACAGCCUCAGGACAGGCUGGAGAGUCCGGGCUGGCAGUAGCACACGAGCAGCCACAGCACAGAUGGCGCAAGCCUAAGCGUACCUUGAUAAUCGACUGUGAACGCAAGAUCACCCGGUGCAAAGAGACGCACCCUGAUGUGGCCUUGUUCUUCAUUCAUGGAGUAGGAGGCUCGAUGGAUAUUUGGGAGAGUCAGCUGGACUAUUUCUCUCAGCUUGGUUAUGAGGUGAUCGCACCAGACCUAGCUGGCCAUGGAGCCAGCUCUGCACCUCAAAUCACAGCUGCCUACACAUUUUACGCCCUUGCUGAUGAUGUAAGAAUUAUAUUCAUGAGAUAUGCAAAACGGCGGAAUAUUCUCAUUGGGCAUUCGUAUGGUGUGUCUUUCUGCACCUUUCUGGCCCAUGAGUACCCAGAUCAAGUUCACAAAGUGGUGAUGAUUAACGGUGGAGGACCUACAGCCCUGGAACCCAGCCUCUGUUCAGUCUUCAAUCUGCCAACGUGCAUACUCCACUGGUUGUCGCCGUGCCUGUCAUGGAGCUUCCUCAUGGCUGGUUUUGCUCAUCAGGGCCAGAAGGAAAAGAAACUUCUGAAAGAGAAAAAUGCCUUCAAUAUCUCAUCUUUUGUGCUGCGUUCAAUGAUGAACGGACAGUACUGGCCAGAGGGUGAUGAGGUGUACCAUGCUGAACUAACCAUGCCAAUCCUCCUGGUGCAUGGCAUGUAUGACCGGUUUGUGCCAAUAGAAGAGGAUCAGCGCAUGGCAGAGAUACUACUUCUGGGCUUCUUGAAAGUCAUCGAAGAUGGGAGCCACAUGGUGAUGAUGGAGUGCCCUGCCAGAGUCAAUACUUUGUUGCAUGAAUUUUUCCUUUGGCAGCCAGCCACUGACUCCAAACCCAAACAAGAAACAGCACCUGCGCAGAAACAAGGCUGA
Molecule: messenger RNA, 1281 nt
Organism: Neoarius graeffei (lesser salmon catfish)
Lineage: Eukaryota; Metazoa; Chordata; Actinopteri; Siluriformes; Ariidae
Gene: abhd8b
Product: abhydrolase domain containing 8b
Exons: 4
Coding region: 16-1281 (421 amino acids)
Molecular function (GO): catalytic activity
Source: RefSeq, a predicted model, not a curated record